Messenger RNA from Paramuricea clavata, 599 nucleotides. Lineage: Eukaryota; Metazoa; Cnidaria; Anthozoa; Malacalcyonacea; Plexauridae. The record is from the annotation of a GenBank genome assembly.
AUGUCGGGUCAAGGGACUUACAACAACCUGUCGGUAAACGUGUCGAAAAUAAUCUAUGGGUACAGACUUAUUUUUGGAUGUGAUAAUAUAGGUGAGUUCGGCGAUAAGCACCUAGUCUUACUCACGAGACUUGUCGGAUCCGAGAACAUUUUAAAGGGUCCGUUUGGUGGACUUAGAAUAGUAAGAAAAAGUCUACCGAUUCUCGACAAGAUGAUGGAUGACAUUGCAUCCGAACGGAAGGAAGGAAGAUAGUGAACGGUACAGGAUCGGAAGCGUAUAGGUGGGGAGUCGAUAUUAGGAAAGAGGAAGCGAGAAGAUAUAGGGAAGUCGAAGAUUGGGGACGUGGUAUUGCUGAAUGGAAGGGCUUUUACUUUGUACAGAAGGAAAAGCAUUUGUGGAAGGAAAGGGAGGAAAGGAGGAGGAGCGAACAGAUAAGGAAAGGACAGAAAUGGUGUACAAUUUCAUCCGAACGAUCGGAACAUGUAUGGGGUGGAAUACCACCGUGGGGCCCACAAAAGUCGGAGGUAAAGGUGGUUGGUGAUGAUGGUAGUGUGUGUUAUAUAUCGAACCCGGACUUUAUACCAGGAUUUAGAGAUUGA